ACAAACACAUAGGAUAAAAUUUAACUAGAACUACAAGGGAAAAUUUUUCAAGUUAGACGAAUAAGACAACAGUGCAGAAAAUAGGAAGAUGCACAUAAUUUAUGGAAGACGGGAAAUUGUUCCUAUUAUUUUUCUUGUAUUUGAAGAUCCGCUAUUUAUCUGUAGGCCGGAGAUGGACUCAUUAAUAGAGAUGGAACUGUUGAAUAGUGAAAAUACGUACGUAUGUGGAACGAACUGCCCUUCAUUUGACUGCAAAUCGUUUUGUUUGGUGUAAUUUUCCAGCAAAUGCCUCCUAUCUGUAGGUGGAUCAUUUAGGAUUACUAGUGGUAUAGAACUAACACGCAAUUGCUAGAUGAUUGAAAAAUAAAUUGCCAUCCUUUCUGAAAAGGACACUGAACAUUAAACACAAAUUUGGACGGCGAGGAACAUCCGGUAAUUUACUCAUGCGCCCAUUAUGAUGCAAAUGUAAAAAAAAAACUCGAUUAGGUCGUCGAUUAAUAUUUCCCAAUAAUGCUUGAAGCAUAUGUUGGCCUCGGCUGAGGACGCGCAUGUCCGUAAGAGGAACUCCAAGCAGAGAAAAGGAACUCUACGAGUUUUGAUCCUUGAAAAGGCAGUCUUGUCUUACAUUGCAUACUAGUAGCAUUUUAGACGGAGUUCAUUUAAGAUGUUUGCAUUUCUUACGCUCCAGUUCUUCUUCAACGCUACUGUUAAGUUUACCAUGUCUCGCUGUUUUAUUUUGCUGUUGAUUCUAUCGCAAUUGGCGAAGAUCAAUACAAUUUGUGGGCUGGAGCUGACCUCAUCACUCAUUAAAGAGAACGUAAAUCAACGUGAUGAUGUUGCUGAGAUGGGGAUUUCGCAAUUAUGGGAUGAUAGAGAGAUAGUUUACUUUAGUAAUCAAUCUCGUGGUCGCCGUUCAAACUAUGAAAAUGUUUUGUUUCAAAAUGGUAGUCAAUACGCCAUGAAGGCGACAGGUGAAAAUAAUUUUUGUCGCGCUCCGGACGGCCAAUAUUUGCCCAUCGAUCUCUUUGCUUUGGAUACUUGCGCUCGAUGCUAUCACUACAUCCCGGACAACCCAUCUUUUUUUCGCCGCAAUAGCAAAUGGAAUCCGAAGGUGGUCAGAGUGCAGAGUGUGCAGACAGCAGGCACUUUUUAUAACGUCACUUUUUUGGUCCAUAACCGAAACAACUUAACGGCAAGUUAAAAAAAAAACUUCCUCUAUUUAACGAAACACAUAGAGCAUUUUUUAAAUAACCUUUCCUUCAUUAACAAUUUUCGUUUAAUGAACAGUUGCAUGUGAUUUCAGACGACUUCAGAAUAGCACAGAAUAAAAUCAGCUUCAAAAAAAUAUAUUUUUACAUUCGCCUUUAAAACGAACAUUCUUUUUAUAUUUGUUUUACAGUUAGCCGUCGAUUCUGAAGACAAUGAAAGUCAAUUACACAUGUCUUUUAUUGAUUUAAAAUCACAAGAUAAAUGGAAAUCGUGUUGCAAGGCCGCUGUGGAUUGCUGCUACCAAAUGCUUGGAUUUACGGAAUCAAGCGACGUUGCUAAUCAGAAUCAAAAUAUUCAUUUACUGGAUCGACAAAUGUACUCUGCAGCAAACGAAACUUCAUCAAUGUCGAAGUAUUGUCCCCCUACGUGGGAUGGUUGGACGUGCUGGCCACAAACCAGACCGUAUCAAGUGGCUCUUGCUCAGUGCCCCCAUUUCAUCUAUUUUGAAACUGAGCCCCCAGCAUGUGCACGUAACGCCGAAAAGGUAUGCACGCUUGACGGGACAUGGUAUCGACGUGGAGAAACAGGUGCCUCUACAGAAAAAACGAAUUAUAGUCCUUGCAGUCCUGUCGGCACGUUAAAACAACGGGCACAUGUUCACCUAUAUGCAUAUGCCGUCUCAGUUGCCACGCUUCUGCCCGCUAUUUUCAUCUUCUACUCCUACAAGCAGCUAAAUGUUUAUCGGAUACGGCUACAUAAGAACAUGUUCAUUUCCAUUUUACUGAACUCCAUACUCGUAAUAGUUUUCAAAGUUGUCAUGAUUUUACCACAAAUUGCGACUUCAGGCAAAAAAGAUUCUUACAUAAACCAGAAUGCACUGGUUUGUCGUCUGAUGUUAAUCACCGUGAAAUACCUGCGACUAACUAAUUACGCGUGGAUGUUUUGUGAGGGCUUCUAUCUUCAUCGAUUAAUCGCUGCCGCAUUUGCUGAACAAAGCAGUUUCUCCGUCUUUUACGUUAUUGGCUGGGUUCUUCCGCUGUUCCCAGUUGGAAUCUAUGCCAUCAUACGUUCAAUAUGGUAUGACAGCCGCUGUUGGAUAGAACCGAUUGAAGCAUGGGAAUGGGUAUUGAACACACCCUGCCUAUUUUCUUUAGUGGUGAAUCUGAUUUUCUUAGUAAAUAUUAUUCGCAUAUUAGUAAUGAAACUAAGAUCCACAAAUACCGCUGAACCCAGCCAAUACAGGAAAGCAGUUCGAGCUACUCUGGUCUUAGUUCCCCUGUUUGGCCUUCAUUUUGUCGUGACCAUCUAUCGCCCGUCAAAAGAUGGUUGCGAUUGGAUAGAAUUUUAUCAUUAUGCGAACGCCUUACUCGACGGAUUACAAGGAUUCUUGGUUGCCAUCAUAUUUUGUUAUGGGAAUGGCGAAGUUCACUACUUGUUGAAACGAUCUUACAGACGCUUUAAGGAACAGCGUUGUCUUAGAACAACCAGAAACAAUAGACGAAGAAGAACUGAACGGGGGCAAGAAGAAGAAGAGGGAGGGGCGGAAGGCAUUGGGUGCUCAGUUUUUCUUGGUCGGAGCAACUUUUCAACGACACACUUUUCUUUGGCAGAUUGCUCUCCCAAUCCACAUCAAAAACCACUAAUGACUACUAGUGGACGAAGCUCUGUAUCGGACGAAAGACAUUUCUUGAAUGAGGCAGAUUCUACGGUUAAUGUUGUCAGAAACAUAUUACCAGAACCUAGUGGGCAUGACAGCCUGUUAAAUUCGCACUUAAAAGCGUACAAUAGACAGGAAAUGUAUAAAUUUAAUUUGAGGAAUCCCCAAAUUAGGGAAACUUGCCUCGAUAAUGACAACUAACAACGGUCAUUCACAAAUUACCCUUUCAAUUUGGAUUUCCUGAUUUAACUUUUAAUCCAUAAUAAAAGAAGCUACCAACAAGAUUCGAAUUCAAAACUAAUUGACAUACCGAAAUAACCGACUUUGUCAAGUUUUACCGACUCUGCAAAAUCGUCAGUUGCGAGGCUUCGUUCGCUGUCAUAUAGCUUAGUGUUUUAUAAAUGGGUUAAAUGAUUUAAAAUUAACGUGUAAUUAUUGCCCUGCACAAUUUCAUGAAUGCGGCUUCUUGGGAAUUCUAUAUUAUUUAUUUACUAUGAAUAUUCAUAUUUUAUUUCAUUGUUUUUGUAACCAAUUCAUUAGUUCAGACAAAAAUGAUGUUGUUCCCAUUAACGUGUAGUAAACGGAAAAGUAGCUCGUGUUAAAC
Messenger RNA from Daphnia pulex (common water flea), 3470 nucleotides. RefSeq names its product calcitonin gene-related peptide type 1 receptor-like. The record is from RefSeq and is a predicted model, not a curated record. The coding region runs from base 1439 to 3067 and encodes 542 amino acids. Gene Ontology annotation, molecular function: G protein-coupled peptide receptor activity. Gene Ontology annotation, biological process: cell surface receptor signaling pathway; adenylate cyclase-modulating G protein-coupled receptor signaling pathway. Gene Ontology annotation, cellular component: plasma membrane. Lineage: Eukaryota; Metazoa; Arthropoda; Branchiopoda; Diplostraca; Daphniidae. The transcript has 12 exons.